UCAAAUGCAUCAACGGACUUCUUUCUUACAAGUUGUACAAAACAAACCCCUCCCUCCAUUCCCUGUCUCAAGGCUAUGGGUGUCAAAAUGAUGACCCCCACGUACGUGCAACAACCUUAAACUUCACUUGUUCUGGUCUCAAGGAAUUUGAGAGUCUUAGCAUGGAGGAGGUGGUAAACUUGUGUGACCAAAGCCCUACCGAAAACAUUUGCAAUGACCUCCAAAGGAUUGUCAACAAGGGAGGGAGAGAGAAAGAGAGUUGACCUCCGAGGUGUCUUGUGGGUGAGCUACCGGCCCACCUCUCACACCCUCGGUGGCGUUGAAUUGUUUAGUAAAAUCAUGCACCUUUGAUGCCAUUUUUAUUCUUUCAAAAUUAAUUUAAACCCAUGCAAUAUUGCAAUAUGCAACACCUAACUUUUCUUUUCUUUUGACACUCUCACUUGUGUUCUCUUUUCUUUAUAAUUUGGUCACCCAAGAUUUGAGGCACUGAGGAGGAUUUCUCUAUUACUACCUGUCAUUUCUUUUACUUUUCAUUCAUUAGUAGACAAUAUAGUAGGCUAAGUAUUAGCAUUUCUCAAGGAGGAAGGUGAAAGAAGAAGAAUAAACAAAAGACAAGCACACAAAGAUGGGCAGGAUUCCAUGCUGUGAGAAGGACAACGUGAAAAGGGGACAGUGGACACCUGAAGAAGAUAACAAACUCUCUUCUUACAUCGCCCAACACGGCACCCGUAACUGGCGGCUCAUCCCCAAGAAUGCUGGUCUUCAAAGAUGCGGGAAGAGUUGCAGGCUGCGGUGGACAAAUUAUCUUCGUCCUGAUCUGAAGCAUGGCCAGUUUUCGGAUGCGGAAGAGCAGACCAUUGUCAAGCUCCACUCUGUUGUUGGCAACCGAUGGUCAUUGAUUGCUGCUCAGCUUACAGGACGCACAGACAAUGAUGUUAAAAAUCACUGGAACACCAAGCUGAAAAAGAAGCUUUCUGGCAUGGGUAUAGAUCCAGUUACCCACAAACCCUUCUCCCAUCUCAUGGCAGAGAUUGCCACCACACUAGCAACACCACAAGUGACCCACCUAGCAGAAGCAGCCCUUGGCUGCUUCAAAGAUGAAAUGCUCCAACUCCUCACUAAAAAGCGGAUCGACUUCCAGCUGCAACACUGCAACACAAAUGUAGCACAAGGGAACACCUCAUCCCCUUGUAUUUCCACUAAACAUGAUGAAAAUGAUGAUACCAUUGAGAAAAUCAAGCUUGGUUUAUCAAGAGCUAUGCAAGAACCUGGAAUGUUGCCUCCAAACAAAAUCUGGGACUCCACUGGUGUUACUUCUCCCAAUUUGGCAGGCACCUGCUGUGAUUUUCCUUCAUCGGUUAAUGCAUUUUUAUGCUGUCCAUCUUCUUUCGGCAACGAAGGAGCUUUGUCACUGUGGAAUCAGAGCAUGUGCACUGGAAGCACAUGCACAACAGGUGACCAACAAGGUAGGUUGCAUGAAAUGCUUGACAAUGAAAACGGAGAAGAAUUCGAGGGUGGGAAAGAGAUUAGAAAAGUCUCAUCCAUAUUCAAUACAGACUGCGUGCUAUGGGAUAUGCCAUCUGAUGAUCUAAUGAACCCAAUUAUUUAAGAGCAUUACAACACAAAAUAGGCUGACACCUUUCAUUUAUUGGCAAUAACAUAUAUCUUAUGCAAUGAAAAUAUGAAUAAUGUAAAUGAAGACAUAUCAUAUUAAUCACACCCUAGAAUUACAUAAUUUCUUGUUGUUCUUCCAAUCAUUGAUGUAACAACCUUUUCAAUCAUUAGUAUGGUAUCUUCUCUUACUAGAAACCCAAUGUAUAUCAAGCAAAAUAUGAUGACGACGACGAUGUAUCAGCCAGAACCUGCAAGUAUCAAAUAAGUAGAGGUUUAAAAAUCAAGGUAAUUAAAAUUCUCCAAUACAACCAAAGGCAUCUAAGAAGAUAAACGUUUACAAAGCUACCUCAAGUUGCUCUUCAGUAAAUGAAUCUUUCUGGACAUUCCAUGUAUCCGCAUGAGUCCGUCGGAACUCAGCGAUUGCUUUUGUAACUGCAGAUUUCACAGGUGAUGGCUCUCCUCCAAAACGAGCCAGCAAAGUAACAUGCUCAGGCAACCAACUGAAAGGAUACAAAUUACCAGGUAAAAUACAGGGGCCAAUGGGAUUAUAUUUAUAUGUAUUCAUAUAUUAUUCAAUGAAAUAUCAACAAUCAGAUCUCUUCAAUCCUAUCCCCUAAGUUAGAGUCACGAAAAGGCUUUCUGGUGUGGUUUACAAGAGCUGAAAAUAGGAUAGUUACCAGGAAGCCAUUCACUUGUUUCAAAAAUAUUUUAGUCACCCUCAAAGAAUCCUCGUUUAAUAACAGAUGCCAGGAAAGACAAAAAAAGAAA
Populus trichocarpa (black cottonwood) is the source of this 2382-nucleotide messenger RNA. Its product is annotated as transcription factor MYB80. The record is from RefSeq and is a predicted model, not a curated record. The coding region runs from base 626 to 1609 and encodes 327 amino acids. The transcript is spliced from 3 exons. Lineage: Eukaryota; Viridiplantae; Streptophyta; Magnoliopsida; Malpighiales; Salicaceae.